Molecule: messenger RNA, 2136 nt
Organism: Dioszegia hungarica
Lineage: Eukaryota; Fungi; Basidiomycota; Tremellomycetes; Tremellales; Bulleribasidiaceae
Product: putative mitochondrion organization and biogenesis-related protein
Exons: 6
Coding region: 1-2136 (711 amino acids)
Biological process (GO): mitochondrion inheritance
Cellular component (GO): mitochondrial inner membrane
Source: RefSeq, a predicted model, not a curated record
AUGGUCGGCUUCACAGCCCACCUCCCGCUCCGAGCAGCGAGAUCAGCUCUCGCAUCGAGCCGGGCAUCGGUCGCGCGUCCCGUCACUGGAGAUCGAUACCUCGUUAUCCGGUCCUUCUUCACUCGUCAAGCGCAGACCGCGCCGUCUCUGCUUCAGUCUCGGUCGCUGGCUCGAGCGACAUCCAUCCGUCAGCUCACUCAGCGCCGGUGGCAGUCCACUCCGUCGGGAAAGGAUGAUUGUCCUCACUGCUCGCCCGGCGCGUCGGCUUCCUCGUCGAAGCCCCUAGCCGGGCCUCGGCGAGACCAUGCCCAGGACUACUCGCCCUUCAUCAAGCGGCUGAUGAAGCGGGCGGCGGUGCCCCUCACGUCCACUGGUCGGCCAAGCAAGGAAGAGCUGCUAGGCGCGGCGUCCAGCUGGUGGGAAAGAUUACGAAUCCGUGUCAAGUGGUUCACGAUCAGAGGGUGGAGGCGGUUCAAUACGGAUGACAUGAGUGCCUUUGCGAGCUGGUUCGUCUUGGGUAAUAGUGAUACGACAUUCGUAUCAGCAGUAUUCGCCACUCUCAACUCCUUGUCGUUGCAAGAGUACGCAGCGAGGUGGAUUUCCGACUACAUGACCUCAGAAACAGGAGUGACCGUCAUCUUCGAAUCAGCCAUCGUACCCCGCUGGGGCGCAUCCACCAUUACCUUCCAGAAUGUCUACAUAUCCCGCCGCGCUUCCGACUCCACCUCUCCAACCGGAACCCCCACACCCACCUCAUCAGCUUCCAAGCCCAAAGCUCCCGGUCCCAAAGCAUCCAUUGCCGCCCCGCCCUCGCCUACCGCCUUCCUCUCCUCGUCCCUUUCUCCCGACACCUACUCCUCCUCCCCAGCAUCCGAGACGGACAAUUACACCAUGUUCGACCUGAACCUGGACGAAGUCGAAGUCACCCUCUCUAUCGUGCGGUGGCUAGACGGCAAAGGUCUCGUCAAGGAUGCGAAAAUCAAGGGCGUCCGGGGCGUCGUCGAUCGGCGGUCGGUAUGGUGGGACACCUCCAAGCAGCUCGAGCCGGAAGACUGGCGCCAUGCCACACGGCCCGGAGACUUUGAGUUUGAAAGCCUUCAGGUCGAGGAUGCGCUCAUCACGGUAUACCAGCCCGGCGGGCAGCGGCCAUUCAAUGUCAGUAUCUUCAACGCGGCGAUCGGGCCGCUGAGAAAGCGGUGGAUGUUUUACGACAUGAUGAGCGCCGAGGCGAUUACGGGGCAGUUUGAUAAUUGUCUCUUCAGCCUGCAUAUGCCGCAGAAGUUGGGCAAGGCGAAUGAGUCGGAAGAGGGGUUGGCUCGAUUCCGGAUCGACGGUCUCCCCAUCGAGCACGCUCAGUACGCUACCGGCCACACGGGUCCCAUGUCCUGGAUCACAGCCGGCAAGCUCGAUGCCGUGCUCGACAUCAAGUUCCCUUUCCACCCAGACGAGCAAGUCGACUUCCGAGCGAUCUUUGACGAGAUUGGGCGGAACGUCGGCAAGAUCGCUGGAGGGGACCAUCCGGACUCGGAGGACUCCACGGCUCCCGCGGAUGUCGUUGGAGCAGAGGCGGGCGGGUUCAGAGCGCUCGAAUCUGCCCUCGCCGCUGAAGCUGCUGCAGCUGCGUCUGAGGCGAAGAUAUCCAAUAUCAAUCCCGGAGCGGCCAGGCUCGCGCGACCUCCCCUUCGGGCGCCGAAGGAUGAGGGGGCGGCGAGCAAGGCGGCGGAAGUGGAGAAUGGGAGUAGGAGGGUGACGGUAGAUAUCGAUUUGAGGUUCCGGGAUCUUAAGGCGGCGGUGCCUAUCUACACGACGGAUUUGAGCGUCACGAACAAUGCGCUCAUCCGGCCUAUUGUGGCCUUCAUCAAUGCCAAUCGUACCCUCAUGCCUAUUCACUGUCAAGUCGACGCAGACCUCCGGGAUUUCGAUGGCUCUUGGACGCUGUUCGAGACUGGCCUCAUGCGUUCCAUCUCACAACAGAUCCACUCGGCGCUCACCCACCACGUCUCGUCCGAAGUCGCCAAUACAAAACGGAUCAAGCAAGUCAGUAUCUGGGGCAUCAGGCGAGGGGCGGAGACGCUCCUGGAGACACUGCGAAAUGUGGUGGAUCCGGUUCAUGGGCAGCUGGUGGCGCCUGCUUGA